This is a messenger RNA of Gilbertella persicaria, 1482 nucleotides long. Its product is annotated as C2 domain-containing protein. Bases 322 to 1317 code for a protein of 331 amino acids. The transcript has 2 exons. The record is from RefSeq and is a predicted model, not a curated record. Gene Ontology annotation, molecular function: carbohydrate binding; hydrolase activity, hydrolyzing O-glycosyl compounds. Gene Ontology annotation, cellular component: extracellular region. Gene Ontology annotation, biological process: carbohydrate metabolic process. NCBI's taxonomy places the organism in Eukaryota, Fungi, Mucoromycota, Mucoromycetes, Mucorales, Choanephoraceae.
GACCAAUCUUUAUGAAGUAGUGGCUGAGUGAUGAUAGUAACUCGCUUGAUAAUUGCCUUUUUGGUUGAUGUGGCGGUUUAUAGCUUAAAUGUAUUCAACCAUUUAUUCUCAAACACUUCCUUAAAAUACUGCAUAAGCGUUUCAAGCGCUUGGUUGAAUAGAACAAUACUUGACGCGUUAAAAGCGUAAACAAAUAUUUUUUCUCUCGAUAAAUACACGUGAACCCUUUUUUAUCAAAGUAGACCGGACUAGUUCUUGAUUUGGUAAUUCUUAUAAAGUCGGAAUAAGUUACUUGACGUUUACAGGUUUUCGAAAAAAAAAAUGCUCCAUACCGAAUCCUCUUUCACUAGCACUACUACUGUGUCUCACUCUCACUCCUCCGCUUCCCUCUCUAUUCACAUUAGCUCUGCUUCUGAAUUAGUCUCUGCUCAAACUAUCGGUAAGCAAGAUCCCUAUGUCCAAUUUUCUUUGGACUUCAACCAAAAGGAUACCUACUUGAAGACCUUCACUCACAAGAACGCUGGCCAAAAUGCCACCUGGAACCAAACCUUCAACAUCUCCUUGAACGGCGAGCCCGACCUCUUUAUCGAAGUCCUUGAUGAAGAAUCUACUGUUGAUGAAGUAAUUGGUUUCGCUGCUAUUCCUAUCAACCAAGUUGUCCAUGCUCCUGGCGCCCACAUGAACGGUCUCUUCACUCUCUAUGACACCAAGGGUGAAAAGGCUGGUGUGAUUAACUUACAAUUGGCUGCUUCUGGUUUCCCCAAUUCUGAAACACCCAACUUCAACUGUGAACCUGUUUAUGGUAAGAGUUAUGUUCAUGAAGGUCAUUGUCAACGUAUGAAGUCCAACAAGAAGAAGGCUACUGGUGUUGCUGUUGGUGGUGCUCUUCUUGGUGGUGCCCUUGCUAUUGGUGCUGGUUUCCUUGGUAAGAAACUCUAUGAUGAUUACCAGGAACAAGAACAAGAAGAACAACAUCAAGAAGAAGAACAACAACGUCUUCGUGAAGAGGAAGAACAAAAGCGUAGACAAGAACGCGAAGAAUUCGAAAGAGAAAAGGCUGAUUUCGAACGUCGCCGUAAUGAAGAAGAACACCAAUACGAACGUCGUGAUGAAGAUGAAGAACGUAGCCACCACCAUCGUCGUAGAAACAGCUGUUCCGAUGAUGAUGAAGGUGCUGAAAAGUGGAACCCUGUUGGUACCUAUGCUGCUGGUGACCGUGUCAAGUACCAUGGUCAAGUCUACGUCUGUCUUCAAGGCCACACCUCUAACCCUACCUGGCAACCCGGAGUCGCUCACUCUCUCUGGCAAGCCGAGUAAAUGUAAAAUAUAUUCCCCCUUUUUCAAAACUGUGCCCAUCUUUUCUGUAUAAAAAACACAAAAAAAAAGGUUCUUAUGUGUAUACCUGCAUGUGAAUAAAUAAACAAAUAAAAAAAAAGGAAAAGGUAUAAACCUUCUCUCUUUUUUGGUUAAACCAAUACUAUA